Messenger RNA from Aspergillus pseudonomiae, 657 nucleotides. RefSeq lists its product as uncharacterized. The coding region runs from base 1 to 657 and encodes 218 amino acids. The record is from RefSeq and is a predicted model, not a curated record. NCBI's taxonomy places the organism in Eukaryota, Fungi, Ascomycota, Eurotiomycetes, Eurotiales, Aspergillaceae. The transcript is spliced from 4 exons.
AUGGCUACACCCGAGGAUCUAACGAUUAGAAACCUCAAUGGUAAUUGGAUUAUGAAUAAAGGGUUGACGGGCGUAAUAGAACCUAUCCUGAAGCUGCAAGGGAUCUCCUGGUUACUUCGCAAGGCUAUGGCAGUAGCAACGCUUCAUAUUAACAUUAUGACAUACGGGACGACCGAGCUUGAGACAGGGGAGCCAGUGACCAACAUUGACUUCAACCAAAGCACAGCCGGGAAGCUAGCCGGUACGACUGAAAAGCGGACAUUGACUUGGGAACCCAAAGAGCAUAAGGACUAUAUUUUUGGUGAAGUCCAAGGCCGGAGCCAGUUUGUUCUAGGAUCUGUGGAUAAGGACGGCCACAUCCGGCCAGAGUUUGAGUUGCAGAGUGAUGUAGAUGACGCACAAGAGGUGAAGAGGUUUCUACGGGGCGAGACUCUCCUUGACUCUCGCGAAGAAGCGGGAUUCAUAUGUGAAGAGUCCAAUGGUGUUUGGGUGCAUACCUUUGAACGCAGCGUCUCUUCUGGCUGGACAGCUGAGCAGAUCUGGGGUUUCGAACUGAUUGAUAACAAACGCCACUUCACCCGCCGGGUAGCUGUUGUCAACGCUGGAAGGCGAUACUUGUGUGUGAGGCUCGUAUUUGACUACGAACAACCAAAGUGA